This is a messenger RNA of Penicillium soppii, 1368 nucleotides long. RefSeq lists its product as uncharacterized. NCBI's taxonomy places the organism in Eukaryota, Fungi, Ascomycota, Eurotiomycetes, Eurotiales, Aspergillaceae. Bases 1 to 1368 code for a protein of 455 amino acids. The record is from RefSeq and is a predicted model, not a curated record. The transcript has a single exon.
AUGUCUCUAGGUCAAGCCCCAAUCUUGCCCACUAUUGCUGAAAUCCACGAUAUUACCCAAACGAACGCCUACCUAUUGGAACUGGAAAAAGCGAACAUGAAGAUUGUCGGUGAUGUCAAAGAACAAGCAGGUAUCGUGUAUCACCUCGAAGGGCGUAAUGAAGCUACGACCAAGGUUCUUCGCCAGGAAGCCGAAUGGAUCGAAGCUGCCAGAGAUAUCCUCAAACCCAACAUCACAAACUUAUCCGAGGCUUUGAACUCUUUCUGCGAGCGAAACAAGCGAGAGUUGGAGGAAAUGGCCCUACAAAACAAGGUGAUACUUGAUCUCAAGCGAUAUUUCGAAGGCGCCGUACACGAGUUCGAGCAACACACUACACAAAUUUUGUUCCAAAUUGACAAACAAGCAAAGAUGAUUUCACACCUUGAAUCGCGGAGCCAUAAGCUUGAAUCACAGGUCAACGAUCAGAAAGGUGUGAUAUUUACUCUCAAUAUCAAGAAAGGAGCAGCGGAGUAUGAGCGCCAAGAACAAACCAGAAUCGCAGAUUCUCUGGACAAGCGACUCAUGAAGAUGAAAGAGGUCAUCAAUAACCAAGCUCAGACAAUGUUGGGGAAACUAGACUACCAGCAAGAAUUGAUCGACGAGUUGGAUGCGCACCAUGAGGAAUAUUUCCGUCCAUUACACAACACGAUGAUGGAUAUGGUUGAGAAUAUUGAGCAUUGGACAGGAGAGGACAGUGACGACUUUUGUAUGGCCUUCAAGCUCGAGACAGAGUCCCAUGCAAGCCAUGAAAUAAUAUCCGAGCUUCAAAAGACUGUCGACCACCAGGGCAUGAAGCUAAAGCACCGCGAAGAAAAGAUCAGUGAACAGCAGAAAAUCAUUCUCGACGUCAAGCACAUAAACGCAAGGUUGGCAUCCGAGCUUCAAGCACUAACCGAUAGGAUGGCCUGCUUGCUCGAGUUGCAGAAUAUUCAAAAAGACCAAGAGAAGCGUGAAGAGAGAGCCACCAAAAAGUCCAAAAAACAAUCAAACAAAAAGUGGCACAUUGAGCACAUGUGCAACACUUUAUGCAAAGCAGAGAAGGAAUCAAUGCAGAGCGCAAUCUCCAGCCUCCAUUACCGAUUGCGUCCACUUGAGAGCAACCUACUGAACACCAGACAGAGACAGUUCUGCUUCUAUAUCCAAAACUGUGGCACUAUCAGCGCCCAAGAGGCUAACGCAAUGCUCCGUACCAUAGCCCAAUCUGAAAUGGUCAUCAAUCCCGCAGAGACAGAUGCACGGAUGGUGCAAGAAAGACUGCCCCAGUACGCCGCUGAUUUCGAUCGCCUCUACGGAGUUCCUGCUAAGAAGAUCCUCGAAUCUGGUGAGUAA